Messenger RNA from Drosophila nasuta, 4654 nucleotides. RefSeq names its product tropomyosin 1 (gene Tm1). NCBI's taxonomy places the organism in Eukaryota, Metazoa, Arthropoda, Insecta, Diptera, Drosophilidae. The record is from RefSeq and is a predicted model, not a curated record. The transcript has 3 exons. The coding region runs from base 586 to 2361 and encodes 591 amino acids.
UAGAUGGCUGACGGAUGAUGAUGGUUGAGAGAGCGAGCGAGCGGGCCAUAGAAAAUUAUCGCAUAGCGCACACCACACACACCACACACAACACUUUCAAGUACAACGCCACAAAGCAAGCAGCAAGCAACUGCCGGAGGGGCCGAAGAAAUAAGCAGCCGCCUCACGCCGCAUAUUACAAUUAAUUAAAACCAAAAAAAUUCAAAUUAAAAUAAAUUAAAUUAAAUCAAUAAAAUCAUUAAUAAAAUUGCAAUUAAAAACACUAGUUUUAUUUAAUUAAAUUUAAAUAAAAUCUUAGUGCUUUUCAAUUACAUAAAAACGCUACGUUACAACCAACUACAACAAAUACAACAACAAUAAUAAACAACCACAAAAUCGCAAUUGACGUACAUAGAUGCAAAAACAACGUGUAGCGGAAGUUGACCAAAUACAAAAUUUUCUUUUGCUUAUUUCAACGCGCGACUGAAAUUUGAAAAAAGAGAAGAGAAAAAACUGUUGUAUUAAAUCAUCAGUAAAAAUAGAAAAUCAACACAACACGCAUCAGAUCACAAACAACAAAUACAAUAGCCGCAACUCAUAAUUAAUAUGUACGAAAAAACAUUAACAAUAGGAACUGCAAAAGUUAAUAAUGCAUAUGUGUGGCAAAAAGUGAGUUACAACAACAAAAAUCAAGCCACAGCGGCAACAACAACAUCAGCAUCGACAGUCAAGUCUAAGCAAAAGCAACAUAACAACAACAACAAGACAGUAUCAAGCAGUGCAAAAAAUGCAAGCAAAACGCAUAAUGAACAUUCAAAAACGACUGUAACAACAAAAUCAGCUGUAGUAGCAAACACAACACAAACAGCUACGAUUGCGGCUUCGUUAAAGCCGGCAACGCAGACGACGCUUUUCAAAAAGUUCGUUGGCAACGCGGCUAGGCGGCAGACGCUUGCACAUCAAAUAAAACGUGCACACCGCCAUCUAUUGACCAGCGGCGGAAACGAUAAGCAGCCACAAAAACCAACUACGCGUAAUAAUAAACAAAGAACAGGUAGCAGCGCAGCAGCUGCUGCAGGACAGCAGACAAAAACAACAAAACCUCAACAGCAGCAGCGUAAUAAACGCAUGCUAAAUGCAAAUAAACAUUUGUGUUGCUCAAAAAGUGAUAAUCAAAAGCAUAAGCUAAAUAAAAAGCAACAAAGUAAGCGUGGCAAAAACAACAACAACAACAACGCAGCUGACGACGCCAAAUCAGAGCUUUCAUCACGUUGGGGCUCAAUCGAGGAGCAGCUGAAUGUGCUCGACAAUCUGCUCCACUACGAUGAGGAGGCCGAAUUGUAUAUAGCGCAACUCUACGACAGAUAUCAACAGCUACAGAUAGAGAAUAAGACCACCUCGCUUGUGGAUAGCGACAGCGACUCAGAGAUUUGGAGCUGGAGCGAUUACGACUACGAUUUGGAGCUGAACAUGUCGAACAACAACAGCAACGAUGACGACGCCCUGUCCAGCACCAGUGGAGCGGGCAGUCAUAGCACCAACAAUUCCAUCGCAUCACCAUCUUCGCUGGUGCCGUCCUCCUUAAAGCGUCGCGGUCACCAGCAUCAUCCGCGCUUUGCGGGCACACGACGUCCCCAAGUGCCCAAUGUCCAGGAGAUACUGGCCGCUCUCUACCGCGGCGAUUCCAAAGGUGUGCUCUCCAAUCUGCGUGGCGAGCCGACAGAUCCCGAGCCAGAACCAGAUCGCAGCACUUUAAGUUUACCUUUAACUGAAUCGGUGACAAAUUCGCUGGGCAGCAAUAGUCCAACACCCACGGAUGAGAGCAGUAUGCUGGACGAUGCCAACACCACAACAAAGUCUGCUUCUGCAGCUGCUGGCGAGGAACAGGCUGUGCCUACGGCCAAAAAGAAGAAAAAACGUGACAAAGGUGAAAAAUCUGAGAAAUCCGAGCGUAAAAAGAAAUCAUCAUCAUCGUCCACAACUGGGAAACGAGAGCGCAGCAAGCGUUCCAGUGGCAAUGCCUCCAUCAUGGAAUUAAGCAGCGACAGCAUGGCCACCGACCUCAGUGCGGGCGCAAUCGAUGAGGGCAUCGUACUCAACCCAGAGGACGAGGACACCCAGACAGCGGAAUGGUCCAAGCUGCGUUGUACCAGCGAGGCAGCUGAGAUUGUGGCAGAGCGAGAGGCACGUAGGAAUAAAGGACGUUGUGCGGACUAUCCGGGUUUGGCCUUUGGACGCUCCAUCUUCAGUUCGGACACGAUGAUGAAGUUCAACAUCAUUCGCAACGAGCUGCACAACAUCAUGAAUACGCAACUCAAGCGGCCACCUUUGCCGUCGUAUCAGCGUUUUAGCCAAUUUAACAACAACGACAAAAAAGAGUAACAAAAAGUUUGGUUAGGUUCUUGUACUGUAUUCUUUCUAUUCUGUCUAUGACUGCUCCAAUUUUUUGUUGUUGUCUGCUCUUUUUAUUUUCCUUUUCGCACACUCAUAAAUACAUUGUACGCAAGUGUAUAUGUAUGUUUGUGUGCUUUGCACAUUGCAAAGCGAUUACGUCGUCGCUGUUUUCGUCUUCGCUGCUUUCUUUGCGAAUUCUGUUGCUGCCUUAACCCUUUGAUGGCCCGUUGUUGUACUUAUCUUGUCAUUGCAAUAGUUUCAGCGACUUAUGGAAAUCUUGACCCAAUUGACACACACAUUUGUACUAAAGUUUUAGUUGCCGUUAGCUGAUGUGAAGGUUCGUUUAGUUCUCUUACGACGUGUUAAACUCGCACACACACACACACUCUUAAGAUAAAUGUUGGCUUUCUUAUUGCUCAGCACAAAACUAUUUCCAAGUGCUUAUCCCCACCAGUAAAACACACAUCACAUCACUGUAUUUAUUUAAUUGCCGGCAAUUGUUUAAUUAGUUACGCAAUUGCGCUUUCUGCAUUCAGCAUUCGGCACAUUCUUGACCGGUUAAUUGCUAUCGCUAUCUCAUGCGCACCUGUUGCUUUUGGUUUAGUGUGGGCGUCUCUCUCCCUUUCGUUUUAUGUCUUCUGUUCUAAGACGGCGCCCAAAAAGGCAGGGGAUAACAAAACAAAAACAGACUAUAAUUAUCAAUGUUAGUACACACCCCCGAUCUCACUCGCACUUACACACACACACGUAUAGAAAGAGUCUUAAUCAUUUUAGUUGUAGAAAAUGUCCAUAAAUAGCAACAGUUGGCUUACAGCAGCUUAAUGCUAAAAACGUUUUCGACCAAAAACGUAUUUCUUUUUGAACUUGGCUCGCCGAUUUGACGCGUCGCCGCAGCACCAGCACCAUUCAAUUAUUAUUUAUAUUAAAUUAAAUGUAAUUCUCGCUGCAGCACACGUUCUCAGCAUAUAAAAUGUACGUGUUGUUGUUAUUCUCGCAGCCAAUGACCUUCGUACAUACUUACGUGUGUAUGUACAAAAUAAGUGCUACCCCCCACUUUGGUGUUGUGUAUAUGCACCAUAAAUGUGUGUGGUAGUGACACUGACUGACGUUUACUUUUAAUUUCUUUUCAAUGCCGCAUGCCUAAAAAUGGGCAAUCGUGCUCGUUUAAUUGAAAUUGUCCAUCGGCGCAUCGGCAAUAUUUUCUGUAUUAUCAACAAUUAUGUCAUUUGUGUCGAAUACAACAAAAUUAUCGCUUUAGCACUUGUUGCGCGCUCUCCUAUCUACCUAUCGGUCUAUCGGUAUCGAGGUUUAUUUGGCAAUCGCAACCUGUCACAUACAACAGGAUCAUGGAAAGCAUAACAAACACCAACACCACCUGCUGUAAACACACACAGCCACAUGCAAUAGACAUAGCGUAGCAGCGACAACUAAUUAGUCAUUGUUGCUGCUCCUGCUGCUUGCGUGUUGAUAAGCCUGAUAAAGCACCGGCGUUAUAUGCUGUAUUAUACAAUUAUCGUGUGAGCAGGGGUAGGUGCGAAAGAGAAGUUGCAGGUUUAUAAGUUAAAGACACACACACUAGUAGAGAUACUUUGCCGAUAGUCGAUGACAGACCGCUUACUCAUUUGCUCUGGCCAAAUGGGCAAUUGACCAGUCGUUGUUGUCGCUCGCAAUUUUGCAUAAUAUUAUUUGGCAUUGUGGGGAGAAAAAAAGCAAAAAUCUCAAAUAUUUCUUCACUAAUUAAUGCAAAAAACAACAACAAACAUGGACUGAAAUUUUAGCGGCUUUAACAGGUUUUCCAGCGGGAAAGCCGCCGCAUAUACGCACACAUGCUAGCGCACUCGCACUCACACAUACGUGACGGGCUGAGCAACGACACGACACAUAGGCGAGGCACUGGCCAACGACUGGAAAGUCACACGAACGACUGAGCGAACGAGCACAGCCGUUGUCUCUUUCGCACGUCGUAUACUAAACCACCACUGCCGCUUCGUUCGCGUAGACAUGAGCAUGCAAAGUGUUUCAGUGGUUCAUUUCCAGUUACGUACUCACAAAUGUCAGUCGCAGACUCGCGUCGUUUUAUCGUCUUUUUCGUUUCUCGUGUGUGUGUGUAGUAGUAGUUACGCUGCCCCCUAAAUACAAAUAUUUAACAAAAUAUAAUAAACGUAUUCAAACCUCAAUUAUAUUUUGCAAUAAAUGUGUAUCAAGUGCGACACAAUCUAAGCGGAUCUGCAAAAAAAAAAUAUACACGACAACGAAGCAAACCAGUAACCGAAGAAGAAAA